This is a messenger RNA of Ilex paraguariensis (yerba mate), 377 nucleotides long. The record is from the annotation of a GenBank genome assembly. NCBI's taxonomy places the organism in Eukaryota, Viridiplantae, Streptophyta, Magnoliopsida, Aquifoliales, Aquifoliaceae.
AACCCAAAUCAAAAGCACAAAACCCUAAAUAUAUCUAAACCCGUUAUCAAAAAACUCAUAUCAUGGAUUCUUCUGCCGGAAAAUCCAUGUCCGGCGGCACUAGAGAGCCUGUGAAGGUGGUGAUUAUCAACACUCAGUAUAUAGAGACCGAUGCCGUAAGCUUCAAGUCUGUGGUUCAGAGACUCACCGGAAAAGAUUCCAUUGUGGAGGUUGAGUCAUCAUCGUCCACCGGGAGGAAGACUAGUAGGGUUGGAGCUCCGGCGAAAAUUUCUGGUGGUGAUUCAUUUUUUUCAAAAGAGUUGUCGUUCAAGGAUUUUGAUAGGUUGCUCAUGGAGAUGCCACCGUUGGAGGAGCUUUAUAGGCUAUGCGCUGAUUGA